Molecule: messenger RNA, 1240 nt
Organism: Dendronephthya gigantea
Lineage: Eukaryota; Metazoa; Cnidaria; Anthozoa; Malacalcyonacea; Nephtheidae
Product: glutathione S-transferase P-like
Exons: 5
Coding region: 45-857 (270 amino acids)
Biological process (GO): glutathione metabolic process
Molecular function (GO): glutathione transferase activity
Source: RefSeq, a predicted model, not a curated record
UCUCCAAUGUCUCAUUUCUGAGUUCUUUUUCAAAACUGUCAACCAUGGCUCUUGGAACACAGUUAAUUUUUGGUUUCAUCGCUGCAAUAAUUGCUCUAUACUACAGCGGGCGAUCCAAGGUUCUUAUUGACAGCCUAGAUAAAGCGAUCUUCGGAUCCUAUGGUUGCGUUUCUGCACCAAAUAUAGAAGAACUCACUUUGCAAUAUUUUAAAACACGUGGUCGAGCUGAGAGUAUUCGAAUGAUUUUACAAGAUAAUAACAUUCCUUACUCUGAAGUUAACUUCAAUAAAGAUGAGUGGGUGGAAAUUAAGAAGGCCGGAAUUAAGAAUGGGGUACUCACUUUUGGACAAGUUCCUGCAAUCACAACAAAGUCUGGCUUUAGUCUUGUCCAAAGCAUGGCCAUAGUUCAUUAUAUUGGUCGUUCAUUGGGUAUGGAUUGUGAAUGUGAUGAUUACCAUUUAUGUGAAGUUAUUGCAUUAGGUUCAGAGGAUCUUCGUAUGAAACUGAACAAAGUCUUUUAUGAUCCAAACUUUUCAAUAUCAUCGAGAAACUCUUAUGUCACUGAUAUCUUGCCAACAUGGCUGGGUUAUUUUGAAAAACUCGCGUCAUCGUUCGAAAAGGAAAGUAACCAGUCAUAUUUUAUUGGUGAUCAUUCAACCUGGAUAGAUUACAUAAUGUUUGAACUUAUUGAUAUGAACACCGAGUUUGAUAUCUUAGAGGACUUUCCAAAGUUGAAGAAUUUUUAUGAAACCUUCCUUCAACGACCUAAUCUUCAAAAAUAUCUAGUGUCUCCUGCUCGCUUGCCAUAUCGUCUUCCUUAUCCUCCACGCACAGUCGUUGAAACUAAGACUUCCUAGACGUGACUGAUGUAGCUAAAUAAGUUAACCAGACGUCUAGUAAAGUAUCGUUAACAUCGACUAUGAAUAGUUGAGCAAUGAGUUUUGAACGUCAACCCUGUCGGAUUGAUCAAUUUAUUAAAUUAAACACAGACCAUUCUAAUAUCAGAAAAUGUAAAUCUAAGUUAUAAAACACCAAAAUAAUAAACAUUUUUAUCGAAAAACUAUUAAAUAACACUCUAAACUUUAGUGGCACGAUUUAUAGUAACUUUAGAGGGGGCAGAGUCACAAGACACAACCAUCCAUAUUUAUCGUCGUACUCAGGGUUACCAUGUUUGGCGCUUAGCGGGAAAUUUCUCAUGAUGAUCUUUUUCAAGAUCAUCGAAACAGUUUUUAAUCUGGGA